Messenger RNA from Gaeumannomyces tritici R3-111a-1, 2649 nucleotides. Its product is annotated as prolyl peptidase. The transcript has 2 exons. Gene Ontology annotation, molecular function: peptidase activity. Bases 532 to 2376 code for a protein of 614 amino acids. Gene Ontology annotation, biological process: proteolysis. NCBI's taxonomy places the organism in Eukaryota, Fungi, Ascomycota, Sordariomycetes, Magnaporthales, Magnaporthaceae. The record is from RefSeq and is a predicted model, not a curated record.
CGCACGACAGCAGCAAGCCCGAUCAGCAAGCCUAGUCUACGCCCGGCAUUAAUGAUCCCAUGUCGUGCACCCCGAUACAAUGCUACCGUCAACUCCUGCUCAGCCGCCCUCCGCCCUUUCGGCGGCGCCCUGACACGAGCUAAUCAACGGACCUCCCGCGAGGCGGUAACGACAUGCCAUGCUACCACCCCCUUUUCUCACCGAGACUGACCAUGUCCCGAGUCGUGAGUCGUGGCCACACGCGCGCACAAAGGAGGGCUGGCGCCAUAAAGGAGGGCCGUAUCGCCUCCCUCCUUUGUGCCGCCGGCCACUGGCAUCCUUCCGUCUCGCCUUCCCGUCGACGCCGUGGAUGUCGUCAACCUCCUCUUUGUCACUGGCCACGGGUGCUUUGUUUCCUCCCAUAACAGCAGGCCCCUCGAUGCCAUAGCAUACCUAAGGACAACUGGUGCUCCCCGUCGUCUUUAUCACUGCCCAUUCCUCAGUGUCUCCAUCACACGUCUCCCUCUCUCCCUCUCUCUCUUUGCUGUCACCAUGGCAAUCCUCUGCAAGGGGCCUGUUGACCCAUUGACGGCAACAUGGCAACUCUCCUCACCUUUGUUCACGGCAUGCUCUGCUCGCCGGCGACCCGACUACAAAUAUCCAGGGCAGGCGAGGCAGAGGCCUCAGAAAGUGAAGAUGGGAGUCACACGGCACAGCCAAAACGGAGAGAGGCGAGCGAGAAGAAGAAAAACCACUAUCGCAACGUCGAAAUCACUACCAGCGAAAGGCUACGCAGACAUCGUGGGCAUGAGCAAGAACAGCAAGAACAGCGAUCCCUACCUUCCGCGGAACUUCAAGAUGGAGGCUGCGAAGGUUGAGGAGGAGAAGCCGGUGGCAGACGUGCCGGAACGCCCAUCCUUGCAGAAGCACGAGUUUUUCUUCAAGGUUCCUCGAGACUACAGCAAGCCGCUCAGCAGCGACAAGGGCUCAAAGACCACCCUUCAUGCGCAAAUCAUCCGGGCGAAGAAGGGCAGCGCCAAGGGGCGCGAGGCACGCCUUUCCGACUUUGACCCCCUGCCCACUUUUGCAUACCUCUGUGGCGGGCCAGGCUCUGCUCAGGAUGAGGGCCGCCACCAGGUUCUGACAGACCAUGUCGUCCGAAACGGCUUUCAGCUGCUCCUCCUCGACUACCGGGGCACGGGCGGCAGCGAGAAGCUCGACCUAGAGAGGAUCAAGGAUCUGCAGGCUAGCAGCAAGGACGGUAGCAGCGAGGUGGUGCGCGCCUUCCAGGACACGCGCCAGGGCAACAUCGUGCGCGAUCUAGAGGCGAUCCGCUUGUACCUCGCCGCGAGCUGGCCGACUAGCAAGCAUAACACUGACGCCACUAAACUCGUCCUGCUUGGACAAUCGUACGGUGGCUGGGUCGCCAUGCUCUACGCGCAACGCUACCCCGAGAGCGUGCGCGGCUGCCUGCUCACGGGCGGCAUGCCGCCCAUCGGGGCGAGUCCUAUCGAGGUGUACAACCGGCUGUUCGACUCGGUCGCCAAGGACAACGAGACGUUCUACAACGACGCGUCGAUCCGCUUCGGCAGCACGGAGGACCCUCGCACGCUGGUCCUGCGCAUCGCCAAGGCGAUCCUCAAUCGUCCCGGCGAGAACAAGGACAAAAACAGGCUGAGCCUGACCACAUUCGCCAGCAUGGGCCGCAGCCUGGGCGAGCCGGACGGAGCAAGCCACUUGUACGCCAAGCUGCUCAAGAUCGACAAGGCGCUCCACGACGCCCGUGGCAAGGAGAGCGCGGCUAGCGUCGCGCUGGACGGGAAGACUGUCUUCGACGCCAUCGACACGCACACCUUCAACAAGCGUCUCAUCUACGGCGUCGAGCACGAGAUGCAGUGCUAUGUCGCCGACAAGGGCGGCCAGUCCAUGUGGAGCGCCGAGGAGGUGCGCGACGACGGCAAGUACAGCGACCGGUACGCCUGGGUCUCAGCCCAGUCGGCCGCCGAGCUCGACGCGCUCGCCAAGAGGGGCAGCUUCUACUUCCUGGGCGAGGCCUUCAUGCCCGAGCACGCCGAUGACUACGCUGGCCUCCGCGCCCUCGGCGGCCGCAAGUUCGCCGAGCGGCUGGCACUCGCCGGCCAGACCGAGGAUCUGUGGGACGUAGCCCGGCUCAAGGACAACAAGGUGCCCAUCUACUCGACCAUCUACCCGACCGACAUGUACGUCGACGCUAAGCUGGCCGUCCGCGCCACCGCCCUCGUCGGGCCCUCGAUCCGGUUCAAGGAGCUCGACAAGGCCAGCGGCCUGCGCCACAACGCCAUCCGCGUUGCCACGGAGCAGCUGCUCACCGUAUUCAAGGGGCUUGGCUGCGAGUACUUUGACAAGACCAUCCGCUAAGAUGAUUGCCAGGCUGCUCUUCUGCAAAUGCAUGCUAGGGAGAAUGCCCUAGCGCUGCAGCUGCAGCCCUAGUCUGCUUGACUUGCCUUUUCUUAUCCUUCGGCGUUCCGGAUUCACAUUACCAGACUUACUUUACCCGGGAUUUCUGUUCCCUUUUUUAUCUGAUUUUGCGCAUGGCACACAUCAUGAGCACACCACCUUUCUCAUAAUGCCAUUUCAUUGUACAGGAGUUUAGAGGCCCCCUAACUGCUCUGGGGUUUUAGGUUCAUAGCG